GUAUUGCCUUGUUACUGAGAUGAUUGGUGAAAUGCUCUCCCCUUCCCCAAAUAUUGGUAGAUGGCGGGUGAAAAAGUUGAGAAGAAGCCGGAUACUAAAGAGAAGAAACCUGAAGCCAAGAAACCUGAAGCUAAGAAACCUGAAGCCAAGAAACCUGAAGCCAAGAAGGCUGAUGCCAAGAAGGCUGAUGCAGGUGGUAAAGUGAAAAAGGCUAACCUCAAGGCUAAAAAGGUUAAGAAGGGGAAGCCACACUGCAGCCGAAAUCCUGUUCUCGUCAGAGGAAUCGGCCGAUAUUCCCGAUCUGCCAUGUACUCUAGGAAGGCCAUGUACAAGAGGAAAUACUCGGUGGCUAAAUCCAAGGUUGAAAAGAAAAAGAAGGAGAAGGUCCUCGCCACUGUUACAAAACCAGUUGGUGGUGACAAGAAUGGUGGCACUCGGGUGGUUAAACUUCGCAAAAUGGUAAGAUUUAGAGACUAUAAAUUGGAUUUUCAGUUUAAGCUUGAAUGCUGUGAAUAUAUUCUUUUUAUACUCGGCCUAGGACAAAAUAAUUGUUUCCUUUUUCCCCUCACUAAAUUAUUGGGGUUUUUUCCUUUAGGACCUCUGACCCUUAAUCGAGUUCCUCUGCGAAGGACACACCAGAAAUUUGUCAUCGCCACCACCACAAAAAUUGAUAUCAGCAAUGUGAAAAUUCCUAAGCAUCUCACCGAUGCUUACUUCAAGAAGAAGAAGCUGCGGAAGCCCAGACACCAGGAGGGUGAGAUCUUCGACACAGAAAAGGAGAAAUACGAGAUUACAGAACAGCGCAAAGUGGAUCAGAAAGCUGUGGACUCCCAAAUUUUACCAAAAAUCAAGGCAAUUCCUCAGCUCCAGGGCUAUCUACGAUCUCUGUUUGCCCUGACAAAUGGAAUUUAUCCUCACAGAUUGGUAUUCUAAAUUUUUACAAAGAACCUAAUUAAAUAACUGAAAGAUA
Messenger RNA from Microcebus murinus (gray mouse lemur), 970 nucleotides. Lineage: Eukaryota; Metazoa; Chordata; Mammalia; Primates; Cheirogaleidae. The record is from RefSeq and is a predicted model, not a curated record.